Molecule: messenger RNA, 962 nt
Organism: Caenorhabditis angaria
Lineage: Eukaryota; Metazoa; Nematoda; Chromadorea; Rhabditida; Rhabditidae
Source: the annotation of a GenBank genome assembly
AUGAACAUGUCUCAAUCAGUUAUCGAAAUUGCACGAGAAGCGAUGUUGUUCGAAGAUGUCUCGCCAGCUCCAAUCAUAAAGAAAGCCCGAAGAUUCAACAUAAUCAAUCCGUUCACUUGGUUCAAUGCUACACAAGAAGAAGUUGAAGAACAGAUGAUUUCAAGAGAAAUGACCGAAGAUGAGAAAUUGGUGGCUGAAAUCAUGGAAAAGUUCAGAAUGGAUAAUGUGGCUGGAAUGGAGCGAAUCUUGAAAAAUGAAGAGAAGAAGAAUGGCGCGGUUAGAUUGGCAAACGAUGAAUAUCAAGAUGACGAAUAUCAUUGGAUUGAUGAAUUCUCCGAAGUCGCUGCUCUUCCAAAUCGGAAGAAAUCAGUGAGAUUUGACAAAUCGAUGGAACCGUCAACACCGAGUCGCCGCCCAUUCACACCAAUCUUCACAAGCACUCCACAAUCUUCACAAAAAUCAAUGAUUUCUGGAUUUUCAAUGGAAACAUCGACGAUUUUGACGGAGAAUUCGUCGAUAAAUUCAGCCAUGAAGGUAAGGGUUUACUUUUCAAAGUGGUUACGUUGUAUAUAUUAUUUUUCAUCGAAUUAUAAAAUUUGUUAUUUCAGAAAUGCGCUCCACGAUUUAACUAUGAAGAGAUGUCGCAGAGAAGCAGAAACUACUACAACAUCUGCGGAGAUAUUUCGGAAGAAGAAUAUGAGGAGGAAAUCGAGGAAUCUAUCAAAGCAACAUUUAUCAAAGAUUCGCCGAAUACUUCUUGCUCUUCUGACAAUUAUCCGAAUUUCAACUGCUCAUCGACCUUCGUUUUAUCUGGAAUUUCCGAAGAAUCUUCUGCUGAAUCUGCACCAAUCGAGGAUUCUUAUUCGAUUCAAAAUGCUUCCGAAUUCUUCGAUGAAUCGUAUUGGACAGCUUAUGAUGAUGAAUCGCUUGUCACAAUGCGAUCUUCUGAAACGAGCAUGUAA